AGGCAAAUUCUUCGCAUGUGCAGCAAUGAGCAAGUUUUAGCACAGAAGCAUAGGGAAUCGCACGAAAUAAUGGACAGUUCCACACCGACACCGGAUCGAUCCAUCAAUGGUUUGAUCUUCUUUCUCACUCUAUCGCUUUUCCUCACUGCAUUGACUUCUGGUCUUCUGGUAUGCCUAUCAAAAAUUUGGUGCAGUCAAAGGAAGUCCUCUGCGCAGAGUAGCUCGCGACGUCCCACAGUGGGCGCUGGAGGUUCGUUUGACGACAGCGAUUCCGACGACGAAGCUUUGCCACCAAGUCGACCCCCUGCGGUGCGACGGCUCUCACAACGGCUGAUCAGCUUCGUUCACAGACCCUUCCAGGAGGAAACACGCCAGCCGCCGAUAGAGGAGAGUCCAGAGCCCCCCUUAACAACAGCUCCCGCUAUCCACGGAGCAGAAGACGAAGUUACAUCGGCACAUUCGCGGAACAAUAUCAACACCUUGCCUCUCAAUGAUCCGACUUGUGUAAUUUAUUUAUGAUCUGGAUAUGAAAAGCUACACUUUUAGCCGUUUUGAGGUUACAGUGGUUGCUAUGGCAUUUCUUGUUCAUAAUAAACGGGUCUC
Molecule: messenger RNA, 603 nt
Organism: Cylicocyclus nassatus
Lineage: Eukaryota; Metazoa; Nematoda; Chromadorea; Rhabditida; Strongylidae
Source: the annotation of a GenBank genome assembly